AUCCACCCGUUUUCUUGAUGCCCCGUUGGUUGCUGCAGUUUCCACACUAUUACGCUACCGGUAUCCAUCUCACCCCCCCAAAGUCAUCCCGGCAGACCAGUAAUUGACUGGUUGGCGGUCGUGUGCUCAUCGCUGGGCAGGUCAGCAGCUGGCCGUUGCCCUAACCCUUAGCUGAACGUGCGUGAGGUAGACAAAAAAGAAAUUUCUUACCUAAAAAGAAAAGCCAGAAGGUAUGGGGAGGAGAAAAGAUGGACAGAAAAAUGAAGCCCCCACCAAAGAGCUCCAACCUGCGUGGAGUCAUCCUCAAUCCUCCCUUCCCUCCCUCCUCCACCCCCUUCUCUUUAUAAAAGGCCACCUUUCCUCUCACCUCUCCUCUCCAAUUCCGCCAAAGGCAUCUAAUUUCACCCCGCUACACCUCCGCUUGAGCAAACAAACAAACUCACGCACACACACACACAUAGAACCGAUUCCACUCCUUCCAUCGUCAUCGUACCGCCUCCCCUCCCUUAAGCCCAGCUGGACAUGCCUCCAACAGAGAGCGUGAACGGCUCAUCGAGUGGCAAUGGUAUAUAAAUCUCCCCAUAAUCCCGUACACCUUUUUCCCGCUCGAGUCAAACACCGAGAGAAUCCGCCCAUUGUUUCCAAUCCAAUUGCGUUGUCCCAGCCGCUAACAGUGCGUGACGGGAUAGGUAAGAAAAACUUUCAGCCUGUGUCGGGCCGACAUGGUCCCCACCUAAACUCUCGAAAUCCCUACCAGCCUGUCCCGGAUUUCCUCAGCAACGUCAACUCUUUCAAAAUCAUUGAGAGCACGCUCCGAGAGGGCGAGCAAUUUGCCAAUGCCUUCUUUGAUACCGCUAAGAAGAUUGAGAUUGCCAAAGCUUUGGACGACUUCGGCGUUGACUAUGUAUGACACACUACCCCACCUCCGUCACCCCCAUCACCGAGAUCUGUCCCCUUGUGCUGCAACUCAUUUCCGCACCCAAUUACGGUGAAUGGUAACCCGGACCGCUAUUUGUGCGGCAAUGGAUUCCCGUGGAGCACCAAGGCUGGUGAUCGGGUUCGAUCUUCUGUUCCCGGACUAACUAAUGAUAUCUAUAAACGCAGAUCGAAUUGACGAGCCCUGCCGCUUCGGAGCAGUCCAGACUUGACUGCGAGGCUAUAUGCAAGCUCGGGCUGAAGGCCAAGGUUUGUCUAGUGUUGCAAAGUUUGCAUUGGAAAAUUGCUUAUUUAUUCGAAAAUACAGAUCUUGACACACAUCCGCUGUCAUAUGGAUGACGCCCGGAUUGCCGUUCAAACAGGUGUUGAUGGAGUGUAGACCUCCCCGGCCUUUUCAAUAUCCCUCGUGUUUUCUAAAUACCUCUUGUGAUGCAGAGACGUCGUCAUCGGGACCUCUUCCUUCCUCCGUGAGCACUCUCACGGAAAGGAUAUGGAUUACAUUCAUAAGACUGCCAUCGAGGUCAUCGAGUUUGUCAAAUCACACGAGAUCGAGAUUCGUUUCUCCAGUGAAGACUCGUUUCGCUCCGAGCUUGUCGACCUUUUGAGCAUCUACCGUACUGUCGACCAGAUCGGCGUUAAUCGUGUGGUAAGCUUCAUAUGUGAAGAUGCGCCCCUUCCCCCGAAGAGCGACGUCUCAUAAUGCAUCAUUAGGGUAUUGCCGAUACCGUUGGCUGCGCUUCGCCCAGGCAGGUCUACGAUCUCGUUCGCACGCUCAGAGGCGUUGUCUCUUGUGAUAUCGAGACUCAUUUCCACAAUGACACCGGCUGCGCUGUCGCCAAUGCCUAUUGUGCGCUCGAAGCUGGCGCCACCCACAUCGACACCAGUGUUCUGGGUAUUGGCGAGAGAAACGGAAUCACUCCCUUAGGAGGCCUUAUGGCCAGGAUGAUCGUUGCCGAUCGUGAGUACGUGACCAGCAAAUAUAAGCUUCAUAAGGUAAUUCAUUUUGUAAUAUCCGUGCCUCGGACAUUUAUCUAACGCAAAUAGCUCCGUGACCUUGAAAAUCUUGUUGCGGAGGCUGUCGAGGUGAACAUUCCGUUCAACAACUAUAUCACCGGUUUCUGCGCCUUCACCCACAAGGCCGGAAUCCAUGCCAAAGCAAUCUUAGCGAACCCAAGCACCUAUGAGAUCAUCAAUCCGGCCGAUUUCGGAAUCACUCGAUAUGUCCAUUUCGCAUCGAGGCUGACCGGAUGGAAUGCGAUCAAGAGUCGCGUGGAACAGUUAGAUUUGGACAUGACGGACGCUCAGUGCAAGGAGUGCACCGCUAAGAUUAAGCUGCUGGCUGAUGUUCGUCCAUUGAAUGUUGACGACGUGUAUGGAUUCCCCCUCCCUUUCCUUUUACUUUCCCAUUGUGCUCAUGUUUCGAUCGCAAAAUAUAGUGAUAGCAUCAUCCGUCAAUAUCACUUCAAUAUCAAGACUGGUAAUGACCAGCCUCUCCUCAAGGGCAUCGAGCAUCCGGCUCCAGGAAUUCAAGAAGCAGCAGACGCCGGUGAGCCCGCCGCGAAGAAAUUGAGGAGGACCGAGCCGGACCAGGACGCGGCCAAGUGCUGCUAGGCUUCCUUUCGCCGGGGUCAAAUAAAAUUGACCUUGUUUGGAGUUCUUUCUUUAUUGUGAUCAUAGUGUGGUAAAUGGCCCUAUUGUGUAACAUUUCUCUAAAACUGCCUAGAACAGUGCAAGCUGGACUGGUUAUAUGCUGAUUCUCUUUAUCCUUUCCCUCUCUUAUUUUCUAUUUCUUUACCGGUCGGGGUACUGAGGGAUAGGGAUGUCGUGGCUGAAAAGUGUUUAUCUCAUAAGUUGCUCGCGCCACUAUGAUGCGUCAGAUUUCUCCAUCAUUCCAGUGUCGGUGUUUGUGACUUGGUCUUGCUGGCUGUUCGCGAGUGAGUUUCAGUGAAUUAAAGGCCGGCCAACCCCGUUAAUCUACAGUACCGGUAUGCGUGCCACGGGUUACCGAUACCGGUAUUAGUUCAGCAUAUCCUGACGUCGUGCGGGUGGGGCCACAGUGGGCGCUCUUCGACAUGUGAUACACGAUUCUAUUAUAGGAACACCAUAGCCGAAGCCUCGGCUAUGAUACCAUGAUUAUCACAAACUACGGUAGCCGCCUCGUGCCACACGGGGAGGGAAAGAAAAACCACUUGAUACACCAACUUAACCGGCUAGCCAAUCAAUCACCCUUAGCACCACCACCCCUCCCCGGCCCCUCUAAAUCAUCCGCCAAAACCUCCAAAUGCGGCAUCACACCCGCCCUCGCGACACCCCUCAAGCCAGCGCGCACAAAUUCAAGUAGGGUGUUAAACCUCUCACUCAUGCGCCCUAUCUGUCGCGCGUACGCCUCGUUCUCGAAGGAUAUGUAUGAGUUCAUGCCCUCGAAAUUCUCCUCCUCCUCGUAAUCUUCCGAGUCGGAGUUUGAGCCAGAGAGGUAGUUGUCGCUACGGGGUUCUCCUGUUCGUUUUUGGCGGCGGCGGUGACGACGACGGGGGGUGUGGGAUGAGAUGAAGACAGAGAUGUCAUGAAUUGAGGCGUUGGGGGCGUCAAGGGUUUUUAGCGCGGUGCUGUGUGCGAGGUGGGCGUCUGAGAAGAGGAUUGAGAUGUCGAGUAUCGAGGUUAUUGCUUGGUGGAUUGGCGCUAGCUGUUUUACUGUUAGGUCUGCUGAGUGAGGGCGGCGGGGGGAUGGGAAAAUGGCUGGUACCUUUGCUCCUAGCAGACACUGAUCUUUGAUCUUUUGGAUAUAGGUAUCAUGUGCCUGUAUCAUGCCAUCUACGUGCACAGCCCUUGCCAUUUCUUGCCUCAUGUGGGUUGUUUGUGGGGUCAGGACCUGCCGUCGGCAUUAGCUGAGAAAUCCCUCCGGGAGAACAGUGGUUAGGAACCAAAUUGGUAAGAUAGUAGUAAACUAUGUUCGCAAACCACAAGAGUCUGUGCCUCAAAGAGUAAUAUAUAGCGCCCUCCCCACUCUCGCCUAGAAAUCUAAAAUCCUCCUUUAAUAAUGUGAGCCGUUCGAGCAUGUACUUUGCCCGUCGGAUCUGCAAUAAGAAUGUGAAUAUGUUGUUGUACAUUUCAAACGAUUCCUUACGAAUGACAUUCAUAAUCGGCCACGGUAGCUGCCUGGUCAGGAGUGGAUCGCAGAAGGAGCAAGGACAGGAAAGCGUACAACGUAAUUCAAUUCAAGACCCUUCCACAUCUUGACAGUCCUUCUCCUUUCUCUAAGAGAUUUCAUACCUUCCAUUUUAGCCCUCAUCCUCACCCUAUCGACCUCCACGCAUGCGACACCACCGUAUACCCCUUGGAGUAGCUCCGUGAGCAGAAACCGAUCCCCCCAUGUCUGCACGCCUUUAUCAACCUUCUCAAACAUCGCCUGUGAGAACGCGUCAGAAAGGUGGCCAUUUUUACAAAGAUAUAUGCACUCAAUUGCAUCUAAGCUCUUCCAUAGGCCACAAUCCUGGUAUAAUAUAUCUCUCAGGCGGGAGGAGACUGAAUGGUGACGGUCGUUUAUCCACUUGUCAAAUGCUGCGGCGAACAUGUCCGAGAAGGGGGCGAGAUACUCGCCGUUCUUGUAGACCGUUGAGAGGUCGAUGUCUACUGCACCGACUGGCUGCGGCUGAAGUGGGAUAGCGGAACUUGGUAUAUCGUGUUCAAGGAGCCGUUUUAGAAAAACAACACUCUUGCCGGUGAUAAAUAUCCUCGCUGCAGCCGCGUGGACGAAUACAGGUGCCUUUAGGGCUCCGGAUGCGUCCUUUCUUAGGGAAUACUGGUCGCUCCACAGACCACCCAGUUCGACUUCCUCGUCACUGCGGGUUUUAGAUAUAAGAAACACUUUGUCAUCUUUGCGAAGUUCGCCGGACUCCAUCCAUUGGUGAAUAGGGCGCAAAUAUGUUCGCAGACAGCUGAAAAAUAUGUCCGUUAUAAACUUGAAGGAUAUUUGGUCGCCUAUGGACUGCAGUCUACAUGCUAGCCGGAAGAGGCAUUCUAGGUGUUGUAAUGCUAGAUCGGCUGGGGGCUUUCCUGUCUUGGGAAGUUCGACUAUGACAUCCGAGAGGAGAUCAUAGGGAGCGAGGAAGGGUUCUAGUUCGCCCUGGAGCGCUAGCACCGAAACUAUCUGAUCCAAGCCUUUAUUGCCCACUAACAGAAGCUCUUCUAGUUUGAUCAGGUGCUGAUCAAGGAUGGCGAGCUUAUCCCAAACAGAUGCGACGAAAGUUUGGUGUUCGGGAAAGUCCGUGGUAGAGUUUUUAGAUCGCGCGAAGGUGCGGAUAACAUUGAUAUUUGUUCCCUUAUCUGCAUACCAGCUAAGGAUAGCUCUGAAUGCAGGCAGUGAUGCAUGACUCAGCGCAAAGCGCUUCAUCGCAUCGGCUGUAUCUACUAGGAGAGUUGCGUCGUUGGGCUUUUUGUGGAAGAGCAGGCAAGGAUAACCUAACAGCAUGAAAAUAACCUCCCGCAUGGCCUGGAGCUCCGAUAUGAGUGAGAUAUUGUUGACUGCGCCAAAUUUAUUACGUCAGUGAACUGAUUCAAAUCAACCGCAGAAUAUGCGGGGUAGAGUGAUAGUUGAUGACGCAGAGUAUAGUACCUCCGCCAGAUGCAAGAGAAACAUCUGUUUCUUGUUCAAUGGGUAGGACCUUCUCGCUCCAGUAUUGCGCUUUUUUCAAUAGCUCAAGCCCCCCUUCAUCUCCUUGGGCCAUAAACCCCUCGACUCCAGAAGCCCUAUAGUCAGUGUCACCAUCUCCGGCGCCUGGUGCGUUCCUCUUCCUAUCUUCAGCCUCGUUCCUUAGGUUCUCAACAAACUCAUCCCGCGACCUUGGCCUAGUAUAGCCAUCAUCUGACCAUUCGUCGCUGCUCUCGGCUCCAAAAUCCACAUCCUCCCAUAUCUCUCCCUCCAUCGGGUCGUCGGAAAUAAUAUCCUCCCAUGUGAGUUCCUUAGGAACAUCGGGUCUCGCGAGAAGCUCUAAAUCGGAGAUGUCUGAGUUUUGGAGAGGCCUAUCGGACAAAGAUAGAAAAAGUGAAAGGAUUUCGGGGGUGAAGCCAGAGGUCAAUGAGGGCAGCUCAUUGAGCCUAGAGCGAAAAGCGUCGGCCAGAUCAUCCCGGUUGAAGACACGAAAUUUCUCUUCAAGGCUAUGGAUUGUUUAUUAGAAUAAAUCGAUCAACGAAACGAACUUAUUACCCAUCAAGCUUCGACCUUACAUCAAACUGGUUUGUCCGACCGAACUUAUAUCCUCGGAAAUUUCGGAGAGCGAAAUCCUGUUUCGCAAUUAUUCCGGAGUCCCGACGAAAAUAGAAACACCGUGGGGCCUUACCCGGCAGAGGUUAAAAUUCUCUGGGUCCUCCUGUCCGCAUAUUCUGUUAGAACCCAUGAUAGAAGCGCCGAGAGAGAUAAUUUGGGGCACAAACCUGUGCGGUUAGCCCUGUGAUUGACUGAAUGAGCUCAUCGAUCAGGCUUUUGACUCUCGCUGGGGUGGCAGACAUUUAAACCAAGAAGAAUAAAAGUAGCACAAGAUGUAUGCACGAUAGGACAAUGCUUAGAGAAAGAAAUAAGAGGAGAGAAGGGACCCCACUGGAGGGGGUUGGUUCAGGCUC
Molecule: messenger RNA, 6552 nt
Organism: Tuber aestivum (summer truffle)
Lineage: Eukaryota; Fungi; Ascomycota; Pezizomycetes; Pezizales; Tuberaceae
Source: the annotation of a GenBank genome assembly